UUUCAUUUACGUAUGAUAUCGUAUUAAACGACGUUCCUACAAUGUAUGAGCUAGACUUACAUACAAACAAAUUAGAGUCCUUUCUAUCAUAGACCUCCAAUCGCAAAAAUUUUACACACAGUUUUUCUAAAUAAUCUUGAGAAAAGGUCUUUUUUCGUAUUACAGAGAUGGAGAUUUUAAGUACGGUAAUUGGAGCUGGAUAUCCGAUAUACAGAAGCUAUUUGUUGCUGGAAUUACCAACGAAAGCUAAUCAGUUGCUCCCAAAGGCUUUUCAGAUUCGCAGCAAUGAACCAAAAAGCGUCGAUGAAGAGCGACGACGAUUAAUGGCUUACUGGUGCGUUUAUGGAUGCGUAACUUCAUUUGAAGCAUUGGUUGGCAAGUAUUUACGUUGGUUUCCUUUCUACAGCACUGCCAAGGUUAUCCUGUGGAUAUGGUUAUUAAACCCAAAAACGCGCGGUUCAGAAUAUGUAUAUCAAUCAUACAUAUCGACAUUUCUUCGAGAGCAUAAAGAUACAAUUCAGGGCUGUCUCGAGAAGCUGGUUCAACUAAGUAAUUCUCAGCAACUUCUGAUCAGUGCUUGGGGUUUUUUACGAUCAAUGAUUGACCAUUUUCCCAAGGGAAAUGAUAUGCCUCCUGGUUCAGAUAAAGAUGUUUCCAAGAAAUCUUCCUAAAUCACUUAAUGGCGGUAAUAUAACAGACAGUGGGUAAAUAUAUUAAUUAUGUAGCGGUUUGUUUCUUCUGCAUUACCCUCUGAACUUCAUGAAAUGUAUGAGAGCUAAGGAACAUAGUUUACGGGAGUCUCAUUUAAUGAUUUGCAUUUGUACAGGUUUAAUAUUAUUAGGUUUCAUGACACAUUAAGGACUUGUGAAAGUUAUUAAGAACAGAAACUUGGUGUUGG
Schizosaccharomyces cryophilus OY26 is the source of this 898-nucleotide messenger RNA. RefSeq names its product HVA22/TB2/DP1 family protein. Bases 168 to 671 code for a protein of 167 amino acids. NCBI's taxonomy places the organism in Eukaryota, Fungi, Ascomycota, Schizosaccharomycetes, Schizosaccharomycetales, Schizosaccharomycetaceae. The transcript is spliced from 3 exons. The record is from RefSeq and is a predicted model, not a curated record.